AUGGAUGAAAAAAAAAAAAAUUUUUAUAAUUAUGUUGAUAAUAUGCAUAAAAAAAAUGAAGAAAUACACAAAACAAUGCAAAUUAAAGAAAAGUUAAAAAAAGAAGAGCAAAAAAAAAUUGAAGAAUCUGAGGAAGUUAUGAAAAAAAAUGAUAUAUAUAUGUCCAAUGUUGAUAAUAUAAAUAAAAAUAAGGAAUUAAGCUAUGUUAAUUUAGAAAGAGAAUUAUCUAUUCAAAAAAACAAAUUACAAAAUUUAAAAUCCUUAUUAAGUGAAUUACCCGAUGCUAUUGAUAAAGAAGACGAAAAAUAUAAAGAAUUUAAAAAAAAAUCAUACAGAGAAAUUAAUGAAUUAAUGAAUACAUUAGAAUCAUCAAUUGGUUCUAGAAGUAUUGAUGAAAUGUGGGAUAAAAUAAAAGAAUGUCAUAAUAAUACAGAAAAACUAAAUAAUGCCAUUCAGGAAACAUAUAGUGAAUUAUCUAUGCUUAAUGAAAAAUAUUAUAAUUCAAAAGAUGAAUUUAGAGAUCUUGUUGAAUUAGAAAAGAAUAAAAAAAAAAAGCUAAAAAAAAUAUCAGUAACACUACAGUUUAUUCAAAAUUUAAAACAAGGGGUAGGUGAAAAAACAAAUAAUGAAAAUGAUUUAAAGAAAAAAUUAGAAGAAAUAAACGAUUUAUAUAAAUAA
Molecule: messenger RNA, 678 nt
Organism: Plasmodium gallinaceum
Lineage: Eukaryota; Apicomplexa; Aconoidasida; Haemosporida; Plasmodiidae
Product: conserved Plasmodium protein, unknown function
Exons: 4
Coding region: 1-678 (225 amino acids)
Source: RefSeq, a predicted model, not a curated record